Molecule: messenger RNA, 2097 nt
Organism: Fusarium musae
Lineage: Eukaryota; Fungi; Ascomycota; Sordariomycetes; Hypocreales; Nectriaceae
Exons: 1
Coding region: 1-2097 (698 amino acids)
Source: RefSeq, a predicted model, not a curated record
AUGUAUCCGCAGUCUAUCGGCACCGAGUCUUUUCGUCUCGUGUCUCUUAUCAUUGACUCCGAUCGGCAACCAUGUCUUACUCUUAGCGAAUAUAAGAUUCAUAGCCCUGCCAGGCCGGAAUACUACGCACUCUCCUACACAUGGAACCCCCCCUAUAUGACCGAUCCCGCAUACUACGCAGACACGGACGUACACUAUAUUCUUCUCGAAGGGUCCAGAUUCGCUGUCAAGCCUAAUCUUUACGACGCUCUCUUCCAGCUUCACCAUUCUUAUCCUCAGACUCUACUCUGGAUUGACGCCCUCUGCAUCAACCAAAACGAUUUCCAGGAGCGUAAACUUCAAGUGGGCAUCAUGGACCGAAUCUUUGGAGGUGCCAGUCGUGUGGUUGUCUGGCUAGGGAAACCCUCUGCUAAGCUUGAGCUAGGACUCCAAGUUGCAGAACGCAUAGCCAGCGUGGCUUCAGCAGCGUCCAAAGCCAUCGUUCGGGAGCAGAAGUAUCCCCACACCCAUCACCUGGAACAAAUGAAAGAGGCCUAUGGACUUGAUCCGUUGAGCUUCGAUGACGCAGAUGCCCUGGUUACGCUCUUCAGUUGCCGCUGGUUUGGGAGACAGUGGGUGAUUCAAGAAGUGGCCUUAGCAGGACACAUCGACAUCAUAUGCAAUGGAAUGAGCGUCCCGUUUGACAAAAUCGGGUCAACAGCACUAUUCUUGCAUUUAAGUGGCCUGCUUGUUGGAAUUGGUAAUCUGGUAGUCGCCGGUGGCAAAAGCAUGCGUUCGCUGCAAGAUAUGCACCUUAUGCAGACCGGGAGAACUCAGAUUGUCCGCGAAUGGUGUAAAGGUGAUCGCAGUGAGUGGAGAGACGUUCUACAUUUGGUCGACUUUACAGCUGGAAUCGUCGAGAAUACUGUGGCUGCCGGUCAAAGCAAGGAGAGUAUGGUUGGCGUUGUUCUUCUCAAGCUGCUCAUGUGGCUAGUUGGUUUCGAUUGUGGAGACCGCCGCGAUACUAUCUACGGACUCACCGGUAUAAUCAGCCGCGUCGUUAGCAUUCACGGUCUCGACAGCAUUCCCCAGAGGCUCCAGCCGGAUUAUAGACUCGAAACAGCCACUGUGCUCCAUAACGCUGCGACGGAAAUUCUGCAGGCGACUGGGAGUUUGGCUCUUCUCGGUGUUGUCAAGGACCCAGCUCUACGUGAGACGAAAGGCCUACCGUCCUGGGUCCCAGAUUAUCCCCCAAUAAUGGCGUUGAAUCCAAUGGCUGGACCAAACGUCAAGUCUCUGGGCAAGUUCGAUGCAUCGAAAGCCAUAGAUAUAGCCAGGUAUGAUGUCGACUUCCAUGUAGACGACAAGGUCCUGCAUGCCCGCGGUUUUCUCUUGGGUCGGGUUAAGGCCAUGGGCAACUCUUCGGAGCCUAUGAUUUCCGGUAGUCACUUCACUGAGUGCGCUGCGAUGCUAGUUGACGCAGAGGAGAUAUACCGCUUUACGAACCAACCGUUCGCCGAGGCAUUCUGGCGAACAUUGGUGUUUGAUCAGGAUUUAUCAGACCGCCCAGCCAAACUUCCCACGACGAAGCAUUUCCAAGAUAUGGUACUCAUGUUGAUGGCUAAAAGAAUCAGCGAUGAGUUCCAAUCCGGAGGGAAGGAUGCAGUCAAGGCCCUUCUACUGACUUUGGAGGCGAUGGAUACCCUGGAAGCCAAACAUCCGAACCAGAGUCCUUUCCCUACAACUAGGAUGCUAGCCUCAUUCUGCAGUGGGUUUGGCUUCCUCCCUGAAACUAGUGACGAUAAAUUAUGGGCACCUGAACAGAAAAUGGCUUGGUUGGAAUCAAAGAAGAAGAAUAUGGUGUUUAUGUUUUCCUUGCUAAGCACUACGUUGUUCAAACGGCGCCCGGCAAUUAUGGAAGAAGGUUAUUUUGCUUGUGUUUUUGAGUCUACGUUGGUGGGUGAUGAGAUCUGGGUUGUGUCUGGUUGCCCCACGCCGCUGGUUCUGCGAAGUGAGGGUCAACAGUACAGUUUGAUCGGCGAGACUUAUGUUCAUGGUAUUAUGCAUGGUGAGGCUAUUCAUGCAAACAAUAAUUGGGUACAGCUGGAUAUUGUAUAA